GAAAGCAACUCCCAUGAGUCCAGCCGUUGGGCUGACGGUCCAUGGCCCCUGAUUGAAACCCCCUCAAAAACACAAGACAUUUCUAAGCAUGAGGCAAUCUAUAUCGCUAAUGAGAUGGCCUUUGCGCAUAAUUCGAUGCUUCGAGGUUUAAACUCACUCUACCUCCAGGCCGAUCUAUCCAACUCGAAAGACAUCGAAGACUUCUUGUUCUUCCUCCGGAGCUGGGCUGGGUGGGUAUCCCACCACCAUGCCUUAGAGGAAGAGCGAAUGUUUCCACAAUUUGAGGAGGCGAUGAAACAGCCCGGGUCCCUACAAGGGAAUAUUGAAGAGCAUCACACUUUUCAACCGGCUCUAGAAAAGCUACUCGCGUACGGAGAGACUAGGCCUGAGGAAUACCAAGCCUCGAUUGUACGCAGCUUGAUUGAGGAAAUGGCUCCUAGCUUUCGUGAGCAUCUAGCCCACGAAAUAACCAGUCUAUUAUCUAUGGCCUCCUUUGACGGCGCCCCUCUACUUAAAGUUUACAAAGAGUGCGAGGCCGAGGCAGGCAAACAAGACAAGGUAAAAGAUUUCUGCUUCCUCUUCUUGCUUUUAUUUCCCCUUUGGCUAGGUCCUAGUCCUCCAUUUUCUCGUUCUUUUGAAACCGGAUUUGAGUUUGUUAAUGAAUCAAAAAUUUAUGAUCAGUUUGUGAUCCCGCCAAUGGUUCUUGGGCUCCGCGACAUUACCUUCGAAGGGGGCAACCAAUGGCCAACACUGUCACCGCAAUCUAAUGACAUCGUUCAUAAUUUGUUCGCACGCAAACAUGCCGAUGCUUGGAGAUUCCUGCCAUCUGAUACAUGGGGCAACCCGCGCCCGUUGAAAUUUGCGACCCCUUUAACUUAA
Penicillium longicatenatum is the source of this 879-nucleotide messenger RNA. RefSeq names its product hemerythrin domain-containing protein. The annotation marks the transcript as partial. The transcript is spliced from 2 exons. The record is from RefSeq and is a predicted model, not a curated record. NCBI's taxonomy places the organism in Eukaryota, Fungi, Ascomycota, Eurotiomycetes, Eurotiales, Aspergillaceae.